AUGGAUGACAUUCCCCCUGAUCCAAGGGAAGAGCGAGCAAACGACAAAAGCACGAUUUAUGCCAUCUACCCUGUCAACCGGAUAUAUACAUUUAUCAUACCCGACCCAUCCUCCUCCAGAGUACUAUGGACCACUUUCGUUGUUCCGGCCUUCCGUAUUCCCAUUGGCAGUCAUUGGAUAGCGGAUUGCUCGUAUCAACCACCUCCUCCAAAGGACGGAGAAGCUUCUCAAGAACCUCUCUCGCUUUCAGGAAUCCUCGCAGAGUUCAAUGCGCGUUUAUCCCAGCUAUUUUCCUCCCGAGCUGCAUACCCGCUUGCGACCCGAUGUUUUGCAUUCGAAGAUUCGUACCCUCAAAAUGGCCAGGAUGCCGACUCAGCAAGGGAAGGGGGCGGUGGAGGGGGCGGUCAGGUCAAUAUAAAUGUAGGAGACACACUACCUGGGCUAGUGAUCAUCCCCAGCGAGAUCGGGCACAGCAAGCGGUUCUACCUCGGUACUCUUCUCGCAGAGCUCUGUGGAGCUGUUCUCGGAGAGUUCGGAAGUCUGGCCAACUUUCUUGAAACACCAACUGGAAUAGAUGCAUUGUCCACAGGCUUGUUUCCAACAUUGGGCAUAGCCGAAGAGACGUCUGCUCCUGGCCUGACAUUUGGCUCGCAUGGGAUGGUUUCGAAUGGCCCUAUAUCCAGAUCGCACAGUGACCCCCACUACGGGCCCGCCUCAACGCUUGCCCCUCGCCCUACUGCAAAACGCCAUGGGAAACUAACGGAUGCGAUGGCUUGGUACAACGAAGCUAUUUCGAUGUUCAAGUCGCCUAUUGAUUAUGCAUGGCAUGCAUCUGCGCUUGAAGGUUUUGCAACUGCUCUGAUUUUAGAUGCAUGGGCUCAGGGGGAUGGCCUGAAUACAUCAAUGUCAGCCUCGAAUUUGAGGGAACCAUGGGCCGACGUACUUGACCGCCUUUCACAAGCCACUGGCUUAUACUGGAACAGACUCCGAGCACAGCCUACUCUCCCUACUCUACACCGAAGCUUCACUCCGGACUGGUACUCUACUCUUUGCAAUUUGGAGUGCAAAGGUUGGGGCCCAGUUGCGUUUGGGACUCUAGUCCGAGGUGGAAUACCACCCGUUUUUGCCAACCUAGCCAGCGAGGGCGCCAACGCAAAAUCGGACGGUCCUAUAGAUCCAACCAAGAACCUAGGGCCGACAUUGUCCCACCUAUCCGAUCGACCAACCGCUCCCGUAGCUCCUCUCCUGCGCAUGAGCACAAUUACUCAGAUAUCUCGUGCCCAGAUUGCUAAUGUUGCAGGGCAAGCUCAUGGCCCAUGGCUUCAGCACCUCCAACCCCGGGAUCGAUUACGCGUAUUGACACAGUUGGCAACACUAUAUGCGUGCUUGGGGUUCAGACGCAAGGACUACAUCCUGCGUGAAUUACUGGCAUGUAUUGUUGACUUGAUUAUAUGCGCGCGAGAAGAGACCGGUACAAAAGUUAGCACCGGAAGGAUGUCCGUGAUCACAGACCCCAACGAAAACCGGGGAGGUGGAUGGCCGGGGCCGGGAGCGAACCAAACGGGCGAGAUAUCAGAAGGCACAGGCGAAAUUGGUGUUCGAAUAGCUGAAACAACUGAAGGGAACGAGAGCAUACUACGGAUAGUCAAGUAUGUUUGCGAGAUUUAUGGCAUCGAUGUGUCGCGUGUGCAAGUUGGAAUGGAUGCCAUUGAUACAGGGACCAAGGAUGGUAGUGUCGAUGACGACAUCGAGCUUGAUUCCCCCAGGUUUGGAUGGCGUGAGGUACAGGUUGGCGUUGUCAGAGAAGCUGUACAGAUUGCAGAGGCCCUACCUGACCACCGAGCUGUCGCACAGCUGGCUCUCAUAAGCUUACGACAACUUAAUGCUUGGAUGAACCCUGCCGAUCAACACCAUCUAUAUACUCUUCGCAUCGAGAUCCUUAGCAACAGCUCAUCCGUGGAAGUUGUUCCCUCAGCAAGCGAUAGGAUGCCCGUUGAGCGACCAUGGAAGGAUCUUGCACCCUCUGAAGCUGACUCUGCAAAGGACGCCGCAACUUGGUACUCUUUUAACCCUCGGGCUCGAAGAAGAGGAAACACCAAAGCAACUGUCGUGGAAAACGAAACCGUCGAAUUUGCGGUCACGCUCCAAAACCCGUUUGCGUUUGAUUUAGAAGUUCAAAGUCUGGCACUUAGUACCACAGGAGCAUCCAUACAAGCCGCCCCCGUGUCAUUACUCAUCCCUGCCAACUCGUUCCACGUGAAACACAUUUCCUGUACCCCACUCGAGGCUGGUACACUUGUCAUUCGCGGAUGCAUGGUCCAGCUCCCAAAUAGUACCCCCAAAGAGUUUACCUUGCCGCUUGCUUCGGAAGCACAAGAGGCGAGCGUCGAAAAACGGAGAACUAGACUUCUGGACGAUAUGGUUCGUGUAAAGGCCUCGGGCUUGGACGCUCGUCGACGAAGCACUUUGGUCUCGGAGCCCUCAGUGAAAGAGCGCAAGGAAGAAUUUCUUGAGUGCCGCGUCGUACCGCAGCUACCUUUGUUAAGAGUGCGGAGGACAUCACUUACACAAGGAGCACUGAUGUUAUAUGCGGGUGAAUGCUUCCGCAUACGACUAACUGUCGAGAACGUUUCAUUACUUCCAAUCGACUUCUUACGCAUGUCCUUUGAGGAUUCGACUUUACCUGCAUUGCAGCAAGCACUUGCAGAAGGAGAACUCACUAUAGCUGAGGCGUACGAGACCGAGUACGAGCUCGUUAACAGGCCAGUACUGAGAUGGGACUUGGAUGGCACUGAUGCUUCCACUAUAACCUUGGCACCCAGGCAGAAAAUGCCUAUAUGGGUGACAUGCUUUGGGAAGGAGGGAUGGUUAUACGAAUGCAACUAUGCGUAUACACUACUCGUUCGCGCGCCGAGACCAGGUCCCAUCCCCGAGUCAUUCUUCCUACGGUCCUUAUACUAUCCACUAUUGGUAACAGUGUACCAUACCCUCGAGUGCCAUGCCAUGGACAUUGUGCCAUACGGUGGCGGCCUAACUUCUGAUGACUCGCCCAAACUGUGGUGCUUAUUUAUGAUUGACGUGAAAAACUUGUAUGGACAGCCGUUUGAAGUCACAUUUGAACGAACACAAGAAGGAACCGAUCCAGCAUCUACGACUCGUCUGGUCGCUCCAGGUGCAACAUCUCGGGUUACUAUUCCUAUUCGUCGGCUUUCACUUUCACCAGAGCAAGUUUCUCGUGAUGUACCAACUCUGUCAGACCGUCAAUUCGUCGUAUCAAAAAUAGGCUUUACCGCAAUCCAGCAGGAGUUGUUCUGGUAUAGAGAGACCUUGUUUGAUAUCGUGAAAGGUCGUUGGAGUGAGCCCGGAACCGGGCGAACGGGGGAAGUUUCGCUAAGGCAACAGCGACUCACGCUCCCAAUGCUAGAAACCUUGCGCUUGGAAGAUAUAACCAUACAACUCUCGAUAGUACCGGACACGCCGGGAGAUGGUACAGAAAUCAAGUCGUCGGGUGCCAACACGUACAGAGUCCCUUUGAACGAAUUUUUACACCUGCGUACCGAAGUCCAUAACUUGACCACUCGAGAACUCCCGUUGAUACUCGAUAUCAAAGCGGCUCGAGAAACCCGGUUGGAACAUAUUCUAUUCCAAGAACCACACUCGGACAUCCACCUUGGAAUAGUGGGAACCGAAAGCCAAGCGCGAGAAACUGGAUUAUGUUUUCUGGCCUCGGGGGAGUAUGCAUUUAUCGCCACGGUUCGUCACGCGGGUUUCGACGCAGAGGAAGUUACGACAAUGAUACGAAGUGAGGUUUCGGAGAUUGUUGUGAUUGUUGAGUGA
Rhizoctonia solani is the source of this 3837-nucleotide messenger RNA. Its product is annotated as transport protein particle subunit. Gene Ontology annotation, cellular component: trans-Golgi network. The record is from RefSeq and is a predicted model, not a curated record. NCBI's taxonomy places the organism in Eukaryota, Fungi, Basidiomycota, Agaricomycetes, Cantharellales, Ceratobasidiaceae. The transcript is spliced from 18 exons. The coding region runs from base 1 to 3837 and encodes 1278 amino acids.